GGCGCCUACAGCUGCAUGGCCACCAACAACGUGGGAAACCCGGCCAAGAAGUCCACCAACAUCCUGGUCAGAGGUCUUCGUAAAGGUCGGUUCUGGAUCACUCCUGACCCGUACCACAACGACGACAACAUCCAGAUCGGCCGCGAGGUGAAGAUCAGCUGCCAGGUGGAGGCGACGCCGCCCGAGGAGCUGCAGUUCAGCUGGCUGAAGAACGGCCGGCCGCUGAAGAGCUCCGAGCGGAUGGUCAUCACCCACACGGACACCGACAUCUCGCCGGGAACCACAAACCUCGACAUCAUCGACCUCAAGUUCACCGACUUUGGAACCUACACCUGCGUAGCGUCACUGAGGAACGGAGGAACACCUGAGAUCAGCAUCGACGUCAACAUCUCAUCCACCACAGUUCCUCCGGAGCUGAAGGUCCCUAGGGGGCGCUCUCACCUCAUCGCUCAGGAGGGCGACACCGUGGACCUGCAGUGUCUGGUGUCGGGGAAACCCAAACCCAUCAUCCUGUGGUCGCGGGUGGAGGAGAGCGCGGCGGCAGCGGCAGCGCAGGCUCUGAUGCCGGACGGCUCGAUGCAGACGGAAAGUUACGACGGUGUUCUGAGAAUCACCAACGUUACGAGAGAGAUGAGCGGAUCGUAUCGCUGCCAGACGAGCCAGUACAACGGAUUCAAUGUGAAGCCCAGAGAGGCUCUGAUCCAGCUGGUGGUGCAGUUCCCUCCCACGGUGGAGCCGGCGUACACAGAGAUCCGUCAGGCUCUGGGUCGAGCGUUCAGCCUCACCUGCCGCCUGCUGAGAGCUCAUCCGGCUCGCCUCCUGAGGUACGAGUGGAAGCUGGGCUCCCGUCUCCUCACCGUCGGACAGUUCAGCGACCAGCGCGACGACACCAACUACCACGUCAGAGCUCUGAACAGAGAAGGCUACGGCGAGUACACCUGUGACAUCACCAACGAGGCCGGAGCGGGACGCUGCACCUUCCUGGUCACAGGGAAAGCCUACGCUCCAGAGUUUUACUACGACACUUACAGCGCUUUGUGGCAGAACCGGCCGCGUGUCUACGGCUUCAGGCUGCAGUGGACUCAGAUGGAGCCCGGCGCCGUGGACCGGAUCCUGGCCUACAGGCUCGGCAUCAGGCAGAUGAGUCAGUCUCGCUGGUGGGAGCAGGAGAUUCCCAUGGAGGGAAGCAUCCAGAAGGGGGAGCUGUUGACCUACAACCUGACCGAGCUCGUCAAGCCGGAGUCGUACCUGGUUCGUCUGACGCCGAUCAGCCGCUACGGAGAAGGAGACGCCACCGAACGCAUCAUCACGUACAGCGCUCCUGUUAACCCACAUCUCAGGGAGUUCCAGUGUGGCUUCGAGGACGAGGCGUUGUGUUUGUUCUCUCAGGACAAAACCGACGAGUUCGAUUGGACGAGACACAGCGCAUCAACACGAGACACUAAAUACACACCGAACACCGGACCGAGCUCUGAUCACACUGGAUCCAAGCAGGGUUUCUACAUGUACAUCGAGACAUCGCGGCCGCGGCUGGAAGGAGACAAAGCUCGGCUGCUGUCACCAACCUUCAACACGGGCUCCAAGAGCUCCUCCUCCUCCUCCUCCUCUUCCUCCUCCUCCUCCUCCUCCUCCAACCCCACCUACUGCUUCGCCUUCUACUACCACAUGUACGGGAAACACAUAGGAGCUCUGAACGUGUUGCUGCGGCAGAAAGGUCAGACGGUGACGGACGCUUCGGUCUGGAGUCUGACCGGUAACCAAGGAGACCGCUGGCGGCAAGCCAAAGUCAACAUCCACCCCAAACACAGCCUUCAGAUGGUGCUGGAGGGGGUUCGAGGUGCUGGUAUCGAGGGAGACAUCGCCAUCGAUGAUGUCACCAUCGAGGAGGGGGAAUGUAAAGACCCCCCCCCCAACAAUCUGAGGUCUCUCGCCCCGCCGUCAUCGCCCCAUAUAUGGCAGCUGUGCGUCACUCUGAGCCUGGCUGUGAUUGGCCGGCAGAGGUGA
This is a messenger RNA of Scomber scombrus (Atlantic mackerel), 2004 nucleotides long. RefSeq names its product MAM domain containing glycosylphosphatidylinositol anchor 2a (gene mdga2a). NCBI's taxonomy places the organism in Eukaryota, Metazoa, Chordata, Actinopteri, Scombriformes, Scombridae. Gene Ontology annotation, cellular component: membrane. Bases 16 to 2004 code for a protein of 662 amino acids. The record is from RefSeq and is a predicted model, not a curated record. The transcript has 12 exons. Gene Ontology annotation, molecular function: protein binding. Gene Ontology annotation, biological process: nervous system development.